Messenger RNA from Exaiptasia diaphana, 741 nucleotides. RefSeq names its product probable gluconokinase. The transcript is spliced from 6 exons. Gene Ontology annotation, molecular function: gluconokinase activity. The record is from RefSeq and is a predicted model, not a curated record. Gene Ontology annotation, cellular component: cytoplasm. The coding region runs from base 142 to 696 and encodes 184 amino acids. NCBI's taxonomy places the organism in Eukaryota, Metazoa, Cnidaria, Anthozoa, Actiniaria, Aiptasiidae.
CUUUUGGUGCUCUGGUGUAGUUCGAAAAUUGUAUGCCGGCUACGAGUGAAGACUCGAAUUUUUAUAAAAAGCAGAGUUGUAAGCUUGGAUUUAUCCUUCCUUAGUUGUAACUAGGGAAUAUGCUUGACAGUGGAGUGUACAAUGAUUGUGCUGAUCACUGGAGUUUGCGGUUCUGGAAAGACGUCAACAGGACAAGCACUAGCAAGUAAAUUGUUAUGGUCAUUUGAAGAUGCUGAUCAUUUCCAUUCUUCUGGUAAUAUAAAGAAAAUGGAACAAGGAAUUCCUCUAUCAGAUGAGGACCGAAUCCCUUGGCUGCUAUCCUUGAACGAAGUUAUUGAAAGUUGGAGAAGUAGCUCUCGGUCAGGUGUCUUGGCUUGCUCUGCUCUUAAGUCAUCAUACAGAAGAAUUAUUCUCCAUGGUUUACAAUCAAACGAAGAUCCACAAAAUUGUCACMAACAGGGUUCAAACGUUGGGUCAGCUGAUCAUCUUGUUGUCCUUCUGCAAGGUUCGAAACAACUAAUACAAGAUCGAAUGUCACAACGUACAGGUCACUUCAUGCCACCUUCUUUACUGGACUCUCAGUUAGCUAUCCUAGAACCACUGGAGACUUCACGGUAUUCAGUAACUGUCAAUAUUGACAAUACAAUUGACAUGAUAGUUCAUGAGAUAGUGAAAAAAAUUGAAGAUAUUUUGUAACAUAUCAACUUUAUUUAAAAUUAAAGUUGUCSUUUUGAUAUUGAA